GGCAGAUGGAGGUUAUUCGUUUUCUUACCGCCCGUUUCCUCCGCCCAGCCCAGUGCCCAGUCAGCCCAGCACCGCUGAGCCAACGGACACGUCUCAGAAAGCUCCGUUGUACCCAGGCGGGCCGCGGGAGUCAGUUGUCCGAGCAGCUGGUGGCCUACUGCAGGGGAGAGCGGAGGGGAGCACCGCGGGGUUUCGGGACACGGAGAACCGAGCGACGACAGUCGCUGGAAGGCAGCGAGACGGCGAAAAAACAGUUAAAGAGAAGAGUGACAAGCUGCUGUUCUCCUGCACCAGAAACUGAGUGAUCUCCAGCCAUGAGUCCCCGCUGCAGAGUAAACUUCAACACUAUGAUUUUCCUGGUGGUUCUGCAGGGGGCAGCAGUGGUGAUGUUCUGCAACUGGUACAUUCAGAUAAGCCCCUGUGACUCUGCUCCCCCUAAAGCCAAAACUCACGUUUUGCUGCUGUCGUCAUGGCGAUCGGGUUCAUCCUUCCUGGGUCAGGUUUUCAGUCAGCACCCGUCUGUUUUCUAUCUUAUGGAGCCUGCUUGGCACGUGUGGACCAAAGUGCAGAAACCUGGGGCACGAGUUCUCCGAAUGGCUGUGAGGGAUCUAAUGCGGAGCGUGUACCAGUGUGACUUCUCAGUGAUGGAUGCCUACAUGCCUGAAAACUACAAUGUUUCCACCUUGUUUAUGUGGUACCAGAGUCGGGCACUGUGCUCGCCUCCAGCCUGCUCCCUCACACUGCGCAGUCAAAUGAGCAAUGAGACUCUGUGCCAAAAUAAAUGUGAUGCCCAAGGUUUAGAGAAGGUGGAGGAAGCCUGUCACACUUACAGUCAUGUGGUUUUAAAAGAAACUCGAUUUUUUGAACUGGAAUCCCUUUACUCCCUUUUGCAAGACCCCAGUCUGGACUUCCGCAUCGUUCAUCUUGUUCGAGACCCUCGGGCCGUGAUGAGGUCAAGAGAGGAAUCAGCCAAAGCCUUUGACCGAGAUAACGCCAUUGUCCUGGAGCAGAGAAACGUUCCAGCAGCCAAUGUGCAGUAUGAAGUCAUGCAGGAGAUCUGCAGAAGCCAUGUGCGGAUCAAUGAAAGAGCAAUACUGAAACCUCCUCCGUUUCUGAAAGGCCGCUACAAAAUGAUUCGGUAUGAAGAUGUUGCACGCAACGCACUUAAAGAGAUCAAUGAUAUUUAUGACUUUGUAGGUUUAGAGAUGACCAGUGAGAUGCAGGAAUGGAUCUACAGGGUGACCCAUGGAAAGGGGAAAGGCAGCAGGAAAGAGGCUUUUCAGAUCACUUCUAGGAAUGCCGCUGAUGUCUCGCAGGCUUGGCGCACCAUGUUGCCCCACAACAAGGUCAAACGCAUUCAGGAGUUGUGCAAAGGCGCCAUGUCGCUGCUCGGCUAUAGGACAGUUGACAGUGAUAAAGAGCAGAAGAGACUCAACAUAGAUCUGCUCGUUCCACGGGAACCAUAUGAGUUCAGCUGGGUUCCAGCUAAAACACAGCAAACAGGAAGCAGUUAAAGCAUGCAAGUCAGAUUAUCGCUCAACGACUUCACAGAUCUGCCUCCUGUUUUAGCUCCUCAGAUGCCACAAUCUUAAACGAUCUAUAACAGUCUAAUCGACCUGCAAACACUGCGGUUGUGAUCAACUUUAAAGCGUGGCUUUGUGAUAUACAGACACCCCAGACAUGCAAGAUUUAAGGAGAAGGGAAAGCUAUGUUUCAUGACAGUACAGUAAGUAUGUGUAUGACAGCGGGGAAAAAGACUCAUCAGUCUAGGGUUUUUGUUCACAGUUGCCUUGAAAAAGUCACAGUUGAAGACUGAAGAAACAAAGACACAAAUAGAGCUUGUUUUCAUUGCUUUCUAUUUUUCUAAGAUUUAAGGUCAGUGACGGAUUCAUUUCUCGGCUGUGGCUUUUUAUUUCAUUUAAAACAAGUGAAGUUUAAUCUAAUCCUAACAAAGCCUAAUCUAAAUCUUAAUCUCUUAAUCUAAAGCCUAACAAAUGUAAAUAAAACCCAUGAAGGUUUUUUAAAAUUUGGUCUCUUAACUAACUUUUAUAUAUUUCAUUGGGCUUUUUUGUGAUGGAACAACGAAAAUACAGCAGAGUUGUUAAGUGGAAGGAAAAUGAUAGAGAAAAAAAAUCAAAAUCUGCGAAAUGCAACGUACUGAAUUUAUUCCGCUCUCUAAUUUAAUACAUCUAGUCAUAGGCUCUGAUUCUCAUAUAUUUUUUUUCUGGACUUUGACUAGGACAUUCUAACAUAUAAAUAUGUUUUGAUCUGAUGAUGUUUGAUGUUUAGGAUCUUUGGCUUGUUUGAAGGUGAAUGUCUCUCCCAGUCUCAAGUCUUUUCCAGCCUCUAACAGGUUUUCUUCCAGUAUUGCCCUAUAUUUAGCUCCAUCCAUCUUCCUUGUCUCUGCUAAUUAAAGGUAAACUCACCACCACCAUGUUUCACAGUCACCAUAAUGUAUGGGACACAUUUAACAAUCUUACCACCAGAGAGAGGCCAGAUUGUUGAGUGCAUGACUAACAGUUGUCCUAUUAACAGAUUCUUCCACCUAAGCUGUGAAUCACUGCAGCUCCUCUGAAGUUACCAUGGGCCUCCUGCUUUUUGCAGUAUUAGAGUAAAGGAGGUUGAAUACAAAUGCACAUCCAAAUUGUUCGAUUUAUUUUUUUUUUUUGCAAGAGCCUUCGAAAGCAAUGCUUAAUUUUUCCUCCACUUCAAAUUGCUGCAUUGGGUUUUUGUAUGACAAAAAAACCAUCCCAGUAAAAUACAGUGAGGUUUGUGGUUGUAACGAGACAAAAUGUGGAAAAAGUUAAAAGAUUCAUGAAACACAUUCUAAUGGUAUAUGCUAAUUAGCAUACAGAGUUUCCUGGAGUUUCUACUGCUAAGGUUGAGAAACUUACCCAGACUUAUGGAAACUCAAAGGUCAAAGGUUAAUCAGGGCUGCACUGGGUCGACACAAAUCUGAUUUACCUGAAUUCAAAUGCAUUGCUUUGGUUUGUGAAUAUCCUGUCUCACAUGUAAUUUAGUGAUUGUCCAGUGUUAAGCCGGAACAUAUUAAUGAGACAUUUUUGGAGACCUUACAAACCAACAUCUUAUCUUGGAAUUUAAAAGCGCUAAGUGGCAAGCUGCAAUUUGCCACAUAGAUGAAUGACUUUCUUUUUGAAACAAAAUAUUUUAUUCAAAAAACUAUAUUUAUUCUGGCAGUUGGGUAGACCAGCGGUGUCUAGAUCUAGUGCUUGAGGACCGUUGUACCGCUUGUUAGCACUGCUCAGGCACAGCUAAUUCAGAUGGCUCAGUUAUCCUUAUUAUGUGAUCUAGUUGAGCAGAGGCCUCAUAAUAAACUAUUCAUUUAAUUGAAGUGUAUUGAACCAAUAUAAUAAUAGACUUUAUUUUUGCUGUAGUUCUAACCAGCACUGUUACUCUACCACCGGUAGGCAUCAGCAAUUUUUCCCAACAACUGUGUCAGCCGGAUUUCCCUUUUGAAAUUAGAAAGCGGUGGUGAAUGGAAGCAGCUGAAAGUCUCAGUUUUAUUCAGACAAUCAUCCUGUCUUCACUAUGAGGGUUUAAUUACACUACAGUAAUAUAACUUUCAAAAUGUUAUCCUGAGGGUGCCAUGUGUUACGCCCCUCCAACUCUAUAUGUCUUUCUACAGGUGGUUUAACUCACAACAAUGUUUUGUUUAAAAAUAAAAGGUCACUUUAAGAUAGUACCAAAUAUAUUGUGGACAGAAGUGAAGUCAAAAUGCUGUUACUCAUUUGGCUCAGACAUCAAGAAAAACAAGGAUAGAUGUGUUAACUUAUUUGAUCUGAACUUUAAAGUAGUUUUGUGGAUGGUGAACUAAAUAAAGAAUCAAAUAAAGGAGACCAGUGCCCACACAGCUUUUGGAGCGGUUAGAGCCAUUUAACAGCUCUAACGACUUUAACUGAAAUUAACUCAGUGCUACUAUGGGAUUAAUUUAUUUUCACUUUGUAAUUAAUACCCUAAAACAAUAUUGUUCAAGACUACCUCAGCUUAAGUUUCAGUUCACUUUGAACUAUUCACGAUACGUAAAGAACAUUGCUGAACGCUGACAUGUCAGACAGAAUCCUCACCUGUUGGUGACAACAUUGUUGGUUCUACGUUGAAGUCUGGUAUGCAAAGACAGCUGUGACGCAUGACAGUUUUUAUUAUGGUAACACUAAAAAUAUCUCAGACAUGUAUGGAACAAUCAAGGUACACAAACAAUGUUAUGAUAACAUAUCUCUCUUAUGAUGGUAUCAGGUAGUUUCUGUCUUUAUCCAGGGUACUAUUCUGUUCUCAGUGGAAGGAAAAUGAAAGAAGUUGAACAGAAUUGGUUGGAGCUGCACUUAGCAGCUUAGCAUUAUUGAAAUAGAACAUUAUGAAAAAGUUCAUUUAUUUCAGUAACUCAUAUGCACAGGGUGAAUUAUCUUAACUCUUUAUUUCCAUGAAUUUUGAUAAUUAUAGCUUAAGGUUCACUCAUCCCAAAUUCAGUUUCUCUGAAUAAUUUUCAUGAGACCAAUAAUGACAAACAAUUUUUUUAUAUAUAGAAAUGUCCGCCAAUUGAAAAAUAUGUCCAUGAUUAUAUGAGUCACACCAACCUCAGGCAACCUCUAAAGGGAAUGAUUACAUUUAUUGCUUGCGCACAUUUUACAAACACACUUUUUCCUUCCACUCAACUACCCAUUAAUAUGCGUGUAUGCAAUACUCUGAACAUCUAGCUUCUUCUUUGACUGGCUUACCCACCUUGUGGAGGGUGUCAGUGACUGCCUGGGGGCCAACUGUGAUGUCAGCCGUCUUCCCAUGGUUGUGUUGACCUUAACAUAACUUUUCUAUUAGAAAUCCUUUCUUGGAUAAUAAUCAGAUUCAGGAUUUCUUUGGAGUAGCUGUCAGCAAUAAUCAUAAAAAUGAAACAAAAAUGAACAAUUAAAAUAUAUCAUCUUGUGGGUGAUGAAUAUGUAUAAUAUGAGUUUCACUUGAAUGACUGAAUGAUAUUUAAGUUUUUGAUCAUAUUUUAAUUUACGGAGGAGCUUCCAGGUGAGUUUUUCCUGGAGAUAAAAACUAAGGUUUUACAGCAUUAUUCUCAUCAAGUGUCCAGAAAUGUGGUUCAUUUUAGGUGCUUUUUAGUUUUUUUGUUCUGAAUCUUUAGUGAUUUAAUAUCCAAACUCUACACCUGGUUUGUUUUUUAGGUGUAGGAUUUUUAUUUGGACUGGAAAACAGCCGAGUCUUAGUGGACCGUAUUUGUAUUUUCAUAACUGUUUGUUCAAUAUUUAUAAAGAAUCAAUGUCAGAAAUUAACUCAUUUUAAUUUGAAAGUUCAGAUGUGUUGAAGAGGUAGUUGUGAUUUUAGUGUUAACUGAGUCGGACCUUUAAGGUAUCAAAGCAUGAAGAGCUUCAGCAUUCAUUUUUAAUUCUCACAUGCAACUAGAAAUGUGUUGACUGAAGUAAUAUCUGCUGUACCAGUAAAACUAAAGCACCAGAUUUCUGUUGUGACUGAACAAAAUGUGGAUGUAUAAUAAGAAGGCAAUAUUUCAGUUUUAGAAACUUAAAGUUGCACUAAUAAAUGUAUCUAAUGGAGAGGUCCACUGGGAAUCAUACCUGUUGUUUGAGUUUAAACCUGUUAACUCAUGUUUGUUUCCAUUGUCUUGUUUGCAUUCCUUUGUAAAUUAUUGUUUUUGAAACGUUUUGAGUCACAAACUCAUUUGUUUCGAUUAGUUUAAAAUAUAUAUUUUUUCCAAAUGUUUUAUGGUCAAGCUGAGUAUCUUUAUGUCACCUGCUUGGUUUUGCCUCCUUUGUCAAUUGUGCAGUUUUUCAAAGUAAUUUUGUACCUUUUCUUUCAUCUGAUUUCAUUUCUCAAAAUAAAAUGAUGUCUUCUACUAGAUUCUCCGACCCAGGGGGUCCUCUGCUCUCUACAGAUAUUAGUCCAUUCAUGCUCAUGUUGUUUUUCAAACAAUGUGGAAUAUAUUUAAAGAAUUAGUGCCUUAACGUAUGUUGUUUUAUGUUGAUUAAAAAUGAGUCAAAAAGCA
Messenger RNA from Girardinichthys multiradiatus, 6016 nucleotides. RefSeq names its product carbohydrate sulfotransferase 6-like. Lineage: Eukaryota; Metazoa; Chordata; Actinopteri; Cyprinodontiformes; Goodeidae. Gene Ontology annotation, biological process: N-acetylglucosamine metabolic process; sulfur compound metabolic process; carbohydrate metabolic process. The coding region runs from base 315 to 1514 and encodes 399 amino acids. Gene Ontology annotation, molecular function: N-acetylglucosamine 6-O-sulfotransferase activity. The record is from RefSeq and is a predicted model, not a curated record. The transcript is spliced from 3 exons. Gene Ontology annotation, cellular component: Golgi membrane.